Molecule: messenger RNA, 27678 nt
Organism: Rattus norvegicus (Norway rat)
Lineage: Eukaryota; Metazoa; Chordata; Mammalia; Rodentia; Muridae
Source: RefSeq, a predicted model, not a curated record
UGCUCCUGGGGAUUGAAGGGGGAGGACCCACGUUGAGCGCUCCAGUUUAACUUCACAAAGUUCUCAUAUUGUGCACGACUUCUUUCGACUCGUGCUAUGGAGUUCCUUCUGCCCAACCCUACUUUAGGACUAGUUCACUCACCGAUACGCAACCGCGACGUUCACCUAGGGGCCACCAGCAAUAACUGUUAUAACGAACCGCGGCUUCCGGCUGGCGCGGAUGGAUGACGCAUUUCCAGCACCAGAGCCAACCAUAAUCGAUGGGGCGGGGCUGCCCUUCGUGCGAGAAGACGCAUUUAAGGGAAGAGCUGCAGGCGGGGCCUGAAUGAGUCCCUGGAGGUAGCAGGGUCACGCUGUUGGCCUGCAGGCAAAUAAAUAGUCGCGAGCUGGCGGGAGACUGGUUUGGGUGACGUUUAAUGAGUUUUGGCGGGUUCUGAGGAAAGGUGGACUUACAGGAAGUGCCCACAAAGGGUAGAAGAAGUUGUGGGAUUCCCUGGAAUUGGAACUACUGGCAGUUUGUGUGCACCAUGUGGAUGCUGGGAUCGAAUGGCCAAUGCUCUUAACUACUGAGGUAUCCAUAUAGUCCCUACUUUUUUCUUUUAGAAACAUUUCUAGUCUUUGAGAAUUUCAUAGAUGUAUGCAAUAUAUUUUCAUUAUCUCCACUCCCUAUUCCCUCCAACUCGUCCUAGACCCUUCCUACCACAUUCCCCUUCCAAUUUCAUAUUCUCUUUAAAACAAAAGACCAAAUCAAAACCAAACAAACAAAAACCUCACUGAGACCACUUAAGCAUUUAAUAAUUUAAAAAGCACAAGAGUGCCUAUAGACCAGCAAGUAUUAUGGUACUAAUCUAUAAGGAAGGCAGGAUAUCUUGUGGCUCGCGCUCUCUCUCUCUCUCUCUCUCUCUCUCUCUCUCUCUCUCUCUCUCUCUCUCUCUGUGUGUGUGUGUGUGUGUAUUACACACAUAGUUUGGUUUUCACCCUCCAAAGGGCACAUAAAAAUGUUUAAACAGAGACAAAUUUUAAGAAAAUCAUCUUAAAUGAAUUUCUGCUUGAUACCUUGUCCCCCAAACCAAAACCAAAACCAAAAUUUCGUGCUACAUAUAUUUAAAAUUCAAUUUGGUGUGCUUAAAACAGGUAUUAGGGAGCUAUAAAAUAUUAGUUAAUCUUUAUUAAGGAGAACAGUUUGGAUGGACUAGCGUUGAGUCUGUGUUAAGUCUAUUAACUUGUAUUUCGUGUAUUUUUUUUUUACUUAAAAGAUUCUUUUAGGUUAUCAAAAUGACUUACUGGUUAAAAGGUUCAGGCUAGCAAGUCUUGACAGCCUGAGUUCAAUCUGUGGGGUGGCUUGUAGAUUACUGCUGUUCCCUGACAUAGAGAAAGCACACUUCUUUCUUACAAUGGGAGGUAGUUACUAUAGAACAUUCAUAACUUGUCGAACUGCAAGGAAUGUUUCUGUUGCUGUGGUAUAGCUGCUCAAGGUGGUAGAAAAGAAUAAUCACUUAUAUUAUUCUAAGUCUUGGAGAACACUGUAGAAGAUGGGAUGGAAAGAAUGUGAAAGCUGCAGAAAGGGAGCGUUGUCUCACUUCUUACACUGUGUUGGGCAUAACCAUUGCUGUUUUGAAUAAGAGCAGAUGUGAUCACUUUAUGAGAUCAGGCCUAUUAACAGUUCCUCAUGGAAGUAGAAGGGAGGCUUAUGUGGCUCGUGCUUUCAAAAUCCACAUGAAACCCUCAUGAGACUCAGGAUCCAGCCUAUUAAUAUAUUCUUUGUUAAGAGAGUAGAGAGGUUUGUGAGGUCAUAGGGUCAAAGACCUUCCUUUCCUCAAGGGAAAGAAGUGGACUGGGGUGGAAAUUUUUGGUAGUAUAGCUUCCCCUACGUAUUUUUUUUUUUUUUUGGCAACUGAGGUGGCAUAGCUUCAUCUGAGUCAGCCAUGCUAUAAAUGAGACUCUCCAGUGCUCCAGCUUUUUGUGAGUUGUCCAUGCUGCAGGUGGGAUUAGUCAGCGGGAUAGCUGCCUAUGAGUUGCUCUGGAUUUCUCAGUUGUGUAACACUUUGUGUCACCCAUGCGCCAACAAAUAAUCACAAUAAAUUAAUUUUUAUUCACCAAACUGCACUCAGACAGGAUCCUGUUGGCCUAUUGGUACCCUCUCAUCUGGAGUAAAAUGUUAUUUCCUGGAAGAAACUGAUAUGAGAUACUCUCGUCUCUCUCUCUCUCUCUCUCUCUCUCUCUCUCUCUCUCUCUCUCUCUAGCUAGUGUGAAUGGGGUUGAUUUCAUGAUUUCUAUUUCAGCAAAUUCAUUAUUGGUAUAUAGAAAACAAUCCACUAAUUUUUGAAUAUUGAUUUUACUUUUCUGCUACUUUGGUGAAAUUUUUGUCAGUUCUAAUAGUCAUUUAGUGGAGUCUCUAGGUCUUUCUGCUUAUAGAUAAUGAGGCAAAUUAUCUUUUAGGCAUAGAUGAUAGAUGGUUCGUCUUCCUGGGUCUUUUGUGUGGAGAUUUUUAUCUAGUCAGGAAUUGAUCUGGGUUUGGUAUUUUUUUUUUUUGCUAUAGGCAACCUUAGUUUUAGAUUUUCCUGGUGGUAUAUAGUUUUUAUCUUUCUACUUGGCUUUGGACUCUCCCUUUGUUCCUAUUUACAGACACAAUUUCUCUUCUUCUCCCACCAUAUUUCAGUUUCUUUUGAUUGGUAGUGAAGUGGUCGUGUUUGUAGUGAGGGUCAUCUUUGGUAUUCUGAUUAAGCUCUGUCUUUGACAGGCGCUGUGUAUCAGUGUUGAGGAUAAAAGGUAAAGCUUGAUACUGCCCAUUCUUCCUUUUAUCUACUUGUAGUAAAAUCUAUCCAGUGUUUGCAGAUGUCGGUUUUGGCUCAUUUUUCCAUGGAGACUAAAUCUUUUCUAUAAGAAGUGAAUCUGGAUAGAUUUCAUAGUGAUCUCCUUAGCCAGAACCUUGAAAAGAGAAGACUUUCUUUUGACUUUUAUAUUGUAGGGUUCCUAGAGGUAAAACCUGUAAAACCUUUGAAAUGUCCAAUGUCUGCAGUUCCUAAGAACUUCAUGAUGUCAUGCUAACCUACACUUGUUCUUGGCAAUGUACUAAAGGUUCUAGUGUACACUCUCCAGUAGCUUAUAUGACUGAUAUUCAGCACAUAUCUAACCCAGGUAAGCAGAUGCUCAGGUCCUGUUUUCUCCCACACUCACCUGUUUCUCUUCAUAUUUUACAGUAGUGUUUGCUGUGUGACUUCGGUUUUACUGAUACUACUUGGGAGUAUCAGUUACUUUUCUGUGCUAAAAAGCAAUUAUUUGGGUUAUAUCCCCUAAAAUCCCCUUCUGAGAAUGUAGUCUUGGACAAGCAUGGAAGUACCAUAUAUGCCACAGAAGAAAUAGCAUAGCAGGGGCUGGAGAGAUGGCUCAGUGGUUAAGAGCACUGACUGUUCUUCCAGAGGUCCUGAGUUCAAAUCCCAGCAACCACAUGGUGGCUCACAACCAUCUGUAAUGGGAUCUGAUGCCCUCUUCUGGUGUGUCUGAAGAUGGCUACAGUGUACUUAUAUAGUAUAAAUAAAUUUUAAAAAGGCAUAGCUAAGUCUUAGAGUUUUACUGCAGUGAACAGAUACCAUGAUCAUGACAGAUCUUUUUUCUUUUUAUGAAAUAUUGGAUUUCUUUUCUUUUUUCUUUAUUGGAUAUUUUUAUUUACAUUUCAAAUGUUAUUCCCUUUCCCGGUUUGCUGUCUAUAAGCCCCGUAUCCACUCCCCCUCCCCCUUCUUCUAUGAGGGUGUUACCCCUCCCAAACCACCCCCAUUCCCACCUCCCCGCCCUGACAUUCCCCUAUACUGGGCGGGGGGGGGGUCGAUUCUUGGCAGGACCAAGGGCUACUUCUCCCAUUGGUGCCCAAUAAGGCCAACUUCUGCUAUAUAUGCAGCUGGAGCCAUGGGUCAGUCUAUGUGUAGUCUUUGGGUAGUGGUUUAGUCCCAGGGAGCUCUGAUUGGUUGGCAUUGUUGUUCUUAUGGGGUGCAAGCCCAUUCAGUUCUUUCAGUCCUUUUUCUAAUUCCCCCAAUGAGGAGCCCGUUCUCAGUUCAAUGGUUUCCUGCAAGCGUUCGCCUCUAUAUUUGACAUACUCUGGCUGGACCUCUCAGGAGACAGGUAUAUCAGGCUCCUGUCAGCAUGCACUUCUUGCUUCCAUGCACUUGUUGCUUCAUCAUUAUUGUUUAGUUUUGGGGUGUGUGUGUGUGUGUGUGUGUGUGUGUGUGUGUGUGUGUAUGUAUGUAUGUAUGUGUGUGUGUGUAUGCUGAAUUCCCAGGUGGGGCAGGCUCUGAAUGACCAUUUCUUCAGUCUCUGUUCCAAACUUUGUCUCCAGAUCUCCUCCUAUGAAUAUUUUUGUUCCUCCUUUGGAGAAGGACUGAAGCAUCUGCACUUUGGCUGUCCUCCUUCUUGAGCUUUGUGUGGUCUAUGGAUUGUAUGUUGGAUAAUUUGAGCUUUUGGGCUAAUAUCCACUUAUCAGUGAGUGCAUACCUUGUGUAUUUUUUUGGGGGGGUACCUCACUCAGGAUGAUAUUUUCUAAUUCUAUUCAUUUGCCUAUGAAUUUCAUGAAGUCAUUGUUUUUGAUAGCUGAGUAGUACUCCAUUGUGUAGAUGUACCACAUUUUCUGUAUCCAUUCCUCUGUUGAAGGGCAUUUGGGAUCUUUCCAGCUUCUGGCUAUUAUAAAUAAGGCUGCUAUGAACACAGUGGAGCAUGUCUCUUUGCUGUAUGUUGGGGCAUCUUUUGGGUAUAUGCCCAGGAGUUGUAUAGCUGGGUCCUCAAGUAGUACAAUGUCCAAUUUUCGGAGGAACCUCCAGACUGAAUUCCACAAUGGUUGUAACAGUCUGCAAUCCCACCAACAAUGGAGGAGUGUUCCUCUUUCUCCACAUCCUCUCCAGCAUCUGCUGUCACCUGAGUUUUUCAUCUUGGCCAUUCUGACUGAUGUGAGGUGGAAUCUCAGGGUUGUUUUGAUUUGCAUUUCCCUGAUGACUAAGGACAUUGAACAUUUCUUUAGGUGCUUCUCAGCUAUUUGAUAUUCCUCAGUUGAGAAUUAUUUGUUUAGCUCUGUACCCCAUUUUUAAUAGGGUUAUUUGGCUCUCUGGAGUCUAUCUUAUUGAGUUCUUUGUAUAUAUUGGAUAUUAGCCCUCUUUUGGAUGUAGUAUUGGUAAAGAUCUUUCCCAAUCUGUUGGUUGCCGUUUGUUCCAAAUGACAGUGUCCUUUGCCUUACAGAACCUUUUAUGAGGUCGAUUCUUGAUCUUAGAGCAUGAGCCAUUGGUGUUUUGUUAAAGAAAUUUUCCCCAGUACCCAUGUGUUUGAGGCUCCUCCCAACUUUUUCUUCUGUUAGUUUGCAUGUAUCUGGUUUUAUGUGGAAGUCUUUGAUUCAGUUGGACUUAAACUUUGUACAGGGUGAUGAGAAUGGGUUGAUUUUCAUUCUUCUACAUGCUGGCUUCCAGUUGAACCAGCAGCAUUUGUUGAAAAUGCUCUUUUUUGCGAUGGAUGUUUUUAGCUCCUUUUUCAAAGACCAAGUGACCAUAGGUGUGUGGGUUCAUUUCUGGGUCUUCAAUUCUAUUCUACUGGUCUAUCUGCCUGUCUCUCUACCAAUACCAUACUUUUUUUUUUAAAUCACUAUUGCUCUGUAAUAGAGCUUGAAGUCACGGAUGGUGAUUCCCCCAGAAGUUCUUUUUUUUUUCCUUUUUUUUCUUUAUUAACCUGAGUAUUUCUUAUUUGCAUUUCAAAUGUUAUUCACUUUCCCGGUUUCCAGGCCAACAUCCCCCUAGCCCCUCCCCCUCCCCUUCUUUUUGGCUGUUCCACUCCCCAUCCUCCCCCCAUUACCGCCCUCCCCCCAACAAUCACGUUCACUGGGGGUUCAGACUUAGCAGGACCAAGGGCUUCCCCUUCCACUGGUGCUCUUACUAGGCUAUUCAUUGCUACCUAUGAGGUUGGAGCCCAGGGUCAGUCCAUGUAUAGUCUUUGGGUUGUGGCUUGGUCCCUGGAAGCUCUGGUUGGUUGGCAUUGUUGUUCAUAUGGGGUUUCGAGCCCCUUCAAGCUCUUCCAGUUCUUUCUCUGAUUCCUUCAACGGAGGUCCUGUUCUCAGUUCAGUGGUUUGCUGCUGGCAUUCGCCUAUGUAUUUGCUGUAUUCUGGCUGUGUCUCUCAGGAGAGAUCUACAUCCGGUUCCUGUCAGUCUGCACUUCUUUGCUUCAUCCAUCUUGUCUAAUUGGGUGGCUGUAUAUGUAUGGGGCACAUGUGGGGCAGGCUCUGAAUGGGUGUUCCUUCUGCCUCUGUUUUAAUCUUUGCCUCUCUAUUCCCUGCCAAGGUAUUCUUGUUCCCCUUUUAAAGAAGGAGUGAAGCAUUCGCAUUUUGAUCAUCCGUCUUGAGUUUAAUGUGUUCUGUGCAUCUAGGGUAAUUCAAGCAUUUGGGCUAAUAGCUACUUAUCAAUGAGUGCAUACCAUGUGUGUUUUUCUGUGAUUGGGUUACCUCACUCAGAAUGAUAUUUUCCCUCCAUUUGACUGAAUUUCAUAAACUCAUUGUUUUUGAUAGCUGAGUAAUAUUCCAUUGUGUAGAUGUACCACAUUUUCUGUAUCCAUUCCUCUGUUGAAGGGCAUCUGGGUUCUUUCCAGAUUCUGGCUGUUAUAAAUAAGGCUGCUAUGAACAUAGUGGAGCACGUGUCUUUUUUAUAUGUUGAGGCAUCUUUUGGGUAUAUGCCCAAGAGAGGUAUAGCUGGGUCCUCAGGUAGUUCAAGGUCCAAUUUUCUGAGGAACCUCCAGACUGAUUUCCAGAAUGGUUAUACCAGUCUGCAGUCCCACCAACAAUGGAGGAGUUUUCCUCUUUCUCCACAUCCUCGCCUUUUGCUGUCACCUGAGUUUUUGAUCUUAGCCAUUCUAACUGGUGUGUGGUGAAAUCUCAGGGUUGUUUUGAUUUGCAUUUCCCUUAUGACUAAAGAUGUUGAACAUUUCUUUAGGUGUUUCUCAGCCAUUCGGCAUUCCUCAGCUGUGAAUUCUUUGUUUAGCUCUGAACCCCAUUUUUUAAUAGGGUUAUUUGUUUCCCUGCGGUCUAACUUCGUGAGUUCUUUGUAUAUUUUGGAUAUAAGGCCUCAAUCUGUUGUAGGAUUGGUAAAGAUCUUUUCCCAAUCUGUUGGUUGCCGUUUUGUCCUAACCGCAGUAUCCUUUGCCUUCCAGAAGCUUUGCAGUUUUAUGAGAUCCCAUUUGUCGAUUCUUGAUCUUAGAGCAUAAGCCAUUGGUGUUUUGUUCAGGAAUUUUCUCCAGUGCCCAUGUGUUCGAGUUGCUUCCCCACUUUUUCUUCUAUUAGUUUGAGUGUAUCUGGUUUGAUGUGGAGUUCCUUGAUCCACUUGGACUUAAGCUUUGUACAGGGUGAUAAGCAUGGAUCAAUUUCUUCUACAUGUUGACCUCCAGUUGAACCAGCACCAUUUGCUGAAAAUGUUAUCUUUUUUCCAUUGGAUGGUUUGGCUCCUUUGUCAAAAAUCAAGUGACCAUAGGUGUGUGGGUUCAUUUCUGGGUCUUCAAUUCUAUUCCACUGGUCUACUUGUCUGUCUCUGUACCAAUACCAUGCAGUUUUUAAUCACUAUUGCUCUGUAAUACUGCUUGAGUUCAGGAAUAGUGAUUCCCACUGAAGUCCUUUUAUUGUUCAGGAUAGUUUUAGUUAUCCUGGGUUUUUUGUUAUUCCAGAUGAAUUUGCAAAUUGUUCUGUCUAACUCUUUGAAGAAUUGGAUUGGUAUUUUGAUGGGGAUUGCAUUGAAUCUGUAGAUCGCUUUUGGUAAAAUGGCCAUUUUUACUAUAUUAAUCCUGCCAAUCCAUGAGCAUGGGAGAUCUUUCCAUCUUCUGAGGUCUUCAAUUUCUUUCUUCAGAGGCUUGAAGUUCUUAUUGUACAAAUCUUUUACUUGCUUGGUUAAAGUCACACUGAGGUACUUUAUAUUAUUUGGGUCUAUUAUGAAGGGUGUCGUUUCCCUAAUUUCUUUCUCGGCUUGUUUCUCUUUUGUGUAGAGGAAGGCUACUGAUUUAUUUGAGUUAAGUUUAUUCCCAGCCCCUUUGCUGAAGUUGUUUAUCAGCUUUAGUAGUUCUCUGGUGGAACUUUUGGGAUCGCUUAAAUAUACUACCAUAUCAUCUGCAAAUAGUGAUAUUUUGACUUCUUCUUUUCCGAUCUGUAUCCCCUUGACCUCCUUUUGUUGUCUGAUUGCUCUGGCUAGAACUUCAAGAACUAUAUUGAAUAAGUAGGGAGAGAGUGGGCAUCCUUGUCUAGUCCCUGAUUUUAGUGGGAUUGCUUCAAGUUCCUCUCCAUUAGUUUAAUGUUAGCAACUGGUUUGCUGUAUAUAGCUUUUACUAUGUUUAGGUAUGGGCUUUGAAUUCCUAUUCUUUCCAGGACUUUUAUCAUGAAGGGAUGUUGAAUUUUGUCAAAUGCUUUCUCAGCAUCUAAUGAAAUGAUCAUGUGGUUUUGUUCUUUCAGUUUGUUUAUAUAAUGGAUGACGUUGAUGGUUUUCCUCAUAUUAAACCAUCCCUGCAUGCCUGGGAUGAAGCCUACUUGAUCAUGGUGGAUGAUUAUUUUGAUGUGCUCUUGGAUUUGGUUUGUCAGAAUUUUGUUGAGUAUUUUUGCAUUGAUAGUCAUAAGGGAAAUUGGUCUGAAGUUCUCUUUCUUUGUUGGGUCUUUGUGUGGUUUAGGUAUAAGAGUAAUUGUGGCUUCAUAGAAGGAAUUCUGUAGUGCUCUAUCUGUUUCAAUUUUGUGGAAGACUUUGGAUACUAUUGGUAUGAGGUCUUCUAUGAAGGUCUGAUAGAAUUCUGCUCUAAACCCAUCUGGACCUGGGCUCUUUUUGGUUGGGAGACCUUUAAUGACUGCUUCUAUUUCCUUAGGCGUUAUGGGGUUGUUUAACUGGUUUAUCUGUUCCUGCUUUAACUUCGCUACCUGGUAUGUCCAUUUCCUGCAGAUUUUCAAGUUUUGUUGAAUAUAGGCUUUUAUAGUAAGAUCUGAUGAUUUUUUGAAUUUCCUCUUAAUCUGUAGUUAUGUCUCCCUUUUCUUUUCUGAUUUUGUUAAUUUGGACGCACUCUCUGUGUCCUCUCGUUAGUCUGGCUAAGGGUUUAUCUAUGUUGUUGAUUUUCUCAAAGAACCAACUUUUGCUUCUGUUGAUUCUUUCUAUGGUCCUUUUUGUUUCUACUUGGUUGAUUUCAGUUCUGAGUUUGAUUAUUUCCUGCCUUCUUCUCCUCCUGGGUGUAUUUGCUUCUUUUUGUUCUAGAGAUUUUAGGUGUGCUGUCAAGCUGGUGACAUAUGCUCUCUCCUGUUUCUUUCUGCAGGCACUCAGUGCUAUGAGUUUUCCUCUUAGCACAGCUUUCAUUGUGUCCCAUAAGUUUGGGUAUGUUGUACCUUCAUUUUCAUUAAAUUCUAAAAAGUUUUUAAUUUCUUUAUUUCUUCCUUGACCAGGUUAUCAUUGAGUAGAGCAUUGUUCAACUUCCACGUAUAUGUGGGCAUUCUUCCCUUAUUGUUAUUGAAGACCAGUUUUAGGCCGUGGUCGUCUGAUAGCAUGCAUGGGAUUAUUUCUAUCUUUCUGUACCUGUUGAGGCCCGUUUUUUGACCAAUUAUAUGGUCAAUUUUGGAGAAAGUACCAUGAGGAGCUGAGAAGAAGGUAUAUCCUUUUGCUUUAGGAUAGAAUGUUCUAUAAAUAUGUUAAGUCCAUUUGGCUCAUGACGUCUCUUAGUCUGUCUACGUCUCUGUUUAAUUUCUGUUUCCAUGAUCUGUCCAUUGAUGAGAGUGGGGUGUUGAAAUCUCCUACUAUUAUUGUGUGAGGUGCAAUGUGUGUUUUGAGCUUUAGUAAGGUUUCUUUUACAUAUGUAUGUGCCCUUGUAUUUGGGGCAUAGAUAUUUAGGAGUGAGAGUUCAUCUUGGUGGAUUUUUCCUUUGAUGAAUAUGAAGUGUCCUUCCUUAUCUUUUUUGAUGAAUUUUAGUUGAAAAUUGAUUUUAUUUGAUAUUAGAAUGGCUACUCCAGCUUGCUUCUUCUGACCAUUUGCUUGGAAAGUUGUUUUCCAGCCUUUCACUCUGAGGUAGUGUCUGUCUUUGUCUCUGAGGUGUGAUUCCCGUAGGCAGCAGAAUGCAAGGUCCUCGUUGCGUAUCCAUUUUGUUAAUCUAUGUCUUUUUAUUGGGGAGUUGAGGCCAUUGAUGUUGAGAGAUAUUAAGGAAUAGUGAUUGUUGCUUCCUGUUAUAUUCAUAUUUGGAUAUGAGGUUAUGUUUGUGUGCUUUUCUUCUCUUUGUUUUGUUGCCAAGACGAUUAGUUUCUUGCUUCUUCUAGGGUAUAGCUUGCCUCCUUAUGUUGUGCUUUACCAUUUAUUAUCCUUUGUAGUGCUGGAUUUGUAGAAAGAUAUUUUGUAAAUUUGGCUUUGUCAUGGAAUAUCUUGGUUUCUCCAUCUAUGUUAAUUGAGAGUUUUGCAGGAUACAGUAACCUGGGAUGGCAUUUGUGUUCUCUUAGGGUCUGUAUGACAUCUGUCCAGGAUCUUCUGGCCUUCAUGGUUUCUGGCGAAAAGUCUGGUGUGAUUCUGAUAGGUCUGCCUUUAUAUGUUACUUGACCUUUUUCCCUUACUGCUUUUAAUAUUCUUUCUUUAUUUUGUGCGUUUGGUGUUUUGACUAUUAUGUGACGGAAGGUGUUUCUUUUCUGGUCCAAUCUAUUUGGAGUUCUGUAGGCUUCUUGUAUGCCUAUGGGUAUCUCUUUUUUUAGGUUAGGGAAGUUUUCUUGUAUGAUUUUGUUGAAGAUAUUUACUGGUCCUUUGAGCUGGGAGUCUUCACUCUCUUCUAUACCUAUUAUCCUUAGGUUUGAUCUUCUCAUUGAGUCCUGGAUUUCCUGUAUGUUUUUGGACCAGUAGCUUUUUCCGUUUUACAUUAUCUUUGACAGUUGAGUCAGUGAUUUCUAUGGAAUCUUCUGCUCCUGAGAUUCUCUCUUCCAUCUCUUGUAUUCUGUUGGUGAAGCUUGUAUCUACAGCUCCUUGUCUCUUCUUUUGGUUUUCUAUAUCCAGGGUUGUUUCCAUGUGUUCUUUCUUGAUUGCUUCUAUUUCCAUUUUUAAUUCCUUCAACUGUUUGAUUGUGUUUUCCUGGAAUUCUUUCAGGGAUUUUUGCGAUUCCUCUCUGCAGGCUUCUACUUGUUUAUUAAUGUUUUCCUGUGUUUCUCUAAGGGAGUUCUUCACGUCUUUCUUGAAGUCCUCCAGCAUCAUGAUCAAAUAUGAUUUUGAAACUAGAUCUUGCUUUUCUGGUGUGUUUGGAUAUUCAGUGUUUGCUUUGGUGGGAGAAUUGGGCUCCGAUGAUGUCAUGUAGUCUUGGUUUCUGUUGCUUGGGUUCCUGCGCUUGCCUCUCGCCAUCAGAUUAUCUGUGGUGUUACUUUGUUCUGCUAUUUCUGCCAGUGGUUAGACCGUACUAUGGCCCUGUAGGCUAGGAGUGCUGUAGACCUGAUUUUUUGUUCUCUUUCAGCCAGUUAUGGGAAUAGAGCAUUCUGCUUUCACGCAUGUAGUCGUUCCUGUCUACUUGUCUUCAGGUGUUCCUGUGGGUGUAUGUCCUGAGUCCACCAGGCAGGUCACUUGGAGCCGAAGAGUUGUUCUUACCUCUGGUCUCAGGCCUGAAGCCGCUCCUCAGAGCUAGGUUUCAGCUCUCCUUGUGGGCAGCAACCAGAAGGGCUUUCCCCGCUUUCUCUUGGGACCCUGUGCACAGGGGGCUCAGAAGGCACUAGGCGUUUUCCUCUAGAGCCAAAAAUGUGGGCAGAGAGUAGUCUCCUCUGGCUUCCCGCGCAUGUCUGCCCCUCUGAAAGUCUAGCUCUCCCUCACACGGGAUUUGGGUGCAGGGAGCUAUUUGACCAGGUCCCUUCAGAUCCAGGUGGUGUCUCCUUCCUCAUCUUUUUUGAUGAGUUUUGGUUGAAAGUCAAUUUUAUUGGAUAUUAGAAUAGCUACUCCAACUUGGUUCUUCAGACUAUUUUUUUUGAAAGUUGUUUUCCAGCCUUUUACUCUGAGGUAGUUUCUGUCUUUUCUCUCAGGUAUGUUUCCUGUAGGCAGUAAAAUCCUGGGUCCUUUUUACGUAUCCAAUAUGUUAAUCCGUGUCUUUUUAUUGGGGAGUUGAGUCCAUUGAUGUUGAGAGAUAUUAAGGAAUAGUGAUUGUUGCUUCCUGUUACUUUUGUAUUUGGAGUUGGGAUUAUGUUUGUGUUCUUUUCUUCUUUUGGUUUUGUUGAAUUAGCUUAAUUUCUUGCUUUUUCUAGGGUGUAGCUUACCUCCUUGUGUUGGUCUUUGCCAUUUUUUAUCCUUUGUAGGGCUUGAAUUGUAGAAAAUAUUGUGUAAAUUUGGUUUUGUCAUGGAAUAUCUUGGUUUCUCUCUCAAUGGUAAUUGAUAGUUUUGCUGGAUAUAGUAGCCUGGGCUGGCGUUUGUGUUUUCUUAGGGUCUGUAUAACAUCUAUCCAGGAUCUUCUGGCUUUCAUACUCUCUGUUGAAAAAUCUGGUGUAAUUCUGCCUUUAUAUGCUACUUGACAUUUUUCCCUUACUGCCUUUAAUAUUCUUUGUUUUGUUCAUUUGGUGUUUUGACUACUAUGUGAGGGGAGCAAUUUCUUUUCUGGUCCAAUCUAUUUGGAGUUCUGUAGUCUUCUUGUAUGUUUAUGGGCAUCAGUUUCUUUAGGUUAGGGAAGUUUUCUUUUUUGAUUUUGUUGAAGAUAUUUGCUGGCCUUUUAAGUUGGGAGUCUUUGCUCUCUUCUAUACCUAUUAUCCUUAGGUUUGAUCUUCUCAUUGUUUCCUGGAUUUCCUGUAUGUUUUGGGCUAGGAGCUUUUUCCGUUUUACAUUAUCUGUGACAGUUGUGUCUAUGUUUUCUGUGGUAUCUUCUGCUCCUGAGAUUCUCUCUUCUAUUUUUUGUAUUCUGUUGGUGAUGCUUGCAUGUGUGACUUCUGAUCUCUUCCCUAGGUUUUCUAUCUCCAGGGUUGUCUCCCUGUGUGCUUUCUUUAUUGGUUCUCUUUCCAUUUUUAACUCCUGGAUUGUUUUGUUCAUUUCAUUCUCCUGUUUGGUUGUUUUUUCCUGUAGUUCUUGAAGGGAUUUUUGUGUUUCCUCUUUAAGGGCUUUUAGUUGUUUCCUUGUGUUGUCCUGUAUUUCCUUACUUGAGUUUAUUUAUGACCCUCUUCAAGUCCUCCAUCAUCAUGAUAAAAUGUGAUUUUAAAUCUAGAUCUUGCUUUUUCAGUGUGUUUGGAUAUCCAGUGUUUGCUUUGGUGGGAAAACUGGGCUCUCAUGAUGCCAAGUAGUCUUGGUUUCUGUUGCUUGGGUUCCUGUGCUUGCCUCUUGCUAUCAGGUUGUCUCUGGUGUUAGCUUGUCUUGCUGUUUCUGAUGGUGGCUUGACCCUCUUGUGGGCCUGUGUGUCAGCACUCCUGUAGACCUUUUUUCCUGUUUUCUUUCAGCCAAUCAUGGGAACAGAGUGUUCUUCUCUCAGGCGUGUAAUCGCACCUGGCGGUUGACUUUCAGCUCUCUGUGAGGGCAGUAACCGGAAGGGUCCUGCCCCUACUUUUCCUAGGUCCCUGUGCACAGGGGGCACAGAUGGCGCUAGGCAUUUUCCUCUUGGGUCAGGAAUAUGAGCACAGUUCUCAGGUGUGUCUGUACCUCUGAGGGUCUAUUUCUCCCCACCACGAGAUUUUGUUGCAGGGAGCUGUUUGAGCAGUUCAGUUCAGAUCCGGGCACAGAUCUGGACCAUGGGUCUCCUGAAGCUUGACUGCUACUAUAUUCCUGUGUCCAGAGGGACUAUAAAGUUUCCUCUUGGGCCAGGGAUAUGGGCAAAGGUGGGCAGUAGUGGCAGUCUGUCAUGCCUUGCAGUCUCAGGCUUGCCCACACUUCUGGGUGCUCAGCUCUCUCUCCCACAGGAUUUGGGAGCAGGGAGCUGUGGGCUGGGAUCUCAGAAGUUUGGGCCACAGCCAGAAAUCAGAUGUGCCCAGUCCCAGAGUACUUAUGCCUUUGUGUGUCCUUAGUCCACUUGGCAGGUCACUUGGAGCAGAAAAGUUGUCCUUACCUUUACUCUCAGCCCUGUAGUUGCUCUGGUGACUGGCUUUCAGCUCUCUGUGAGGGCAGCAACCUGAAGGGUCCUGCCCCUACUGCUCCUAGGUCCCUGUGCACAGUGGGCACAGAUGGCACUAAGCGUUUUCCUCUUGAGUCAGGAAUGUGAGCAAAGUUCUCAGGAGUUUCUGCACCUCUGAUGGUCUAGCUUUCCCCACCAUGGGAUUUGGAUCUAAUUUGAUCAUUUUAAGGUUACUGGCCAUUAACUUGCAUUUCUUAAUUAUCUUUAACAGUUUAUAUCAAAUUAGUAGACUUUUAAAAGAUUAGGAGUUUACAGAUUUUUCCUUGCUGAGUUUGGGCUUAAAAAAUUUGAAUAGAACACCCCUUAGCAUCAAAAUAAAACUUUAAACCAUAGAUACAGUCUUAAAGAUAAAGAGGUUAGAUAAAUAUUUUUAAGUUACUGUCUGCUAGCCUGAACAGACCUAAGGAAUUGGGAUAAACAUUCUGGGAGAUUUGGGUGAAGUCUACCUCUGUAGCAAAAGGUAGGUGAGGUUUGCUGCCACAGAUGGCCAAAAGGUCACUGGGUCAUUAAAAAUAUCCACUCCCAAAAUCCUGGGUGAAAAUCAGGUAUUUUAUCUCUUCCAGUGAGAAGAGAUCCCCCUUCUUUUUGUAAAAAUUGCUUUUAGUGUUUUACAGUCCAGUCAUUACCCCAUCAUGGUCUGCCCUCCCACAGUUCCUCAUCCCAUUUCUCUUCCCCCCUGUCUUCAAGAGGAUGUGCCCCAACCUCCCCAAGGCCUCCCCACUCCCUGGGACCUAAAGCUUCUUGAGGGUUAGGCCUGUCUUCUUCCAUUGAGGCCAGACUAGACAGUCCUCUGCUCUAUAUGUGUCAGGGGUGUGUGUGUGGGGGUCUUGGACCAGCUCUUGUAUGCUGCCUGGUUGAUGGCUCAGUGACUGAGAUCUCAGGGAUCUCGGUUGGUUGAGACUGCUGGUCUUCCUAUGGGGUGGCAGUCAGCUUCAGCUUCUUCCAGCCUUUCCCUAAUUCAACCACAGGGGUCCCAGACUUCAGUGUAAUAGUUGGGUGUAAGUAUCUGCAUCUGUCUCAGUCAGGUGCUUGUUGGGCCUCUUGUAGGCUAGCCUUGCUAGGCUCCUGUCUAUAAGCAUACCAUAGCAUCAGUAAUAGUGUCAGACCUUGGAGCUUCCCCUUGAGAUGGAUCCCACUUUGGGCCCAUCACUGGACCUCCUUUUCCUCAUCCUCUUCUCCCUUUUUGUUGCUGCAGUUCUUUUAGACAGGAACAAUUUUGGGUCAUAGUUUUGACUGUGGGAUGCCAACCCCAUCCUUCUACCUGAUGCUUUGCCUUUCUACUGGAGGUGGACUCUACAAGUUCCCUCUCUAGGCAUUUUAUCCCUCCCUUUGUGUCCUGAGAGUCUCUCACCUCCCAUGUCUCUGGUACAUUCUAGAGUGUUUCCCCACCUCCCCUGCCACGAGGUUGUAUAUUUCUAUUCAUUCUGGCCCUUGGGGCUUUUCUUCUCUGUCACCACCUCAUACCUGAUCAUGGUCCUCUUUUCUCUUUCCCCUUCCCUCUCCCACCCAGGUCCCUCCCUCCCUCUGCCUCCUAUGAUUGUUUUCUUCUCCCUCCCAAGUGGGAUUGAAGUAUCCUCACUUCAGGAGAAGAGGCCCUUUAAUGAUUAACAUACCAUUCCUCUUUUCCCUAAUGAAUAGGCUCAAGAGUCUUUGUGUCUCCAACAUAUGUCUAUCAGAUAUGAUACUUAGUUGCCUUAGAACUUAGUCUAUUAAUACUGAUAGUAUGAUAAUAAUAAAAUGCCUACAGUUUGUGGGAAAUAAAACCACCUACAUAAUUUUUAAUCUUCUCUUAAGAUAGAGUUUAGUAUCAAUUUAUAUUAUAUAUUUUUUUAUAAAUUUUUUAACAAAAACAUGACAUAGUGGUACAUGCUUUAAUGCCAGCAUUUGGGAGACUGAGGGAGGCGGAUUUCUUGAGUUCCAGUCCAGGCUGGUCUAUAUAGUGAGUUCCAGGACUGUCAAGACUAUGUAGAGGCCUUUUGUAGUGCUUUGAAUAUGAAUGGUUCUCAUAGGCUCAUGUAUUUGAAGGCUUAGCCACUCUAUGAUAAGAUUAGAAAUAUUAGGAGGUGUGAUGUUGUUAGAAUAAGUAUGUCACUGGGGAUGGACUUUUAGGGUUCAAUUCAUGACAGGUCCAGGUUCUCUCUACUUGUGGAUCAGGAUUUACAGAGCUCAGAUACUACUCCAGUGCUUGUCUGAGUGCUACCUUGCUACUUGCCAUGAUGAUAAUGGACUAAACCUCUGAAACUGUAGGCAAGCCCCCAAUUAAAUGCUUUGUUUUAUAGAGUUGCUAUAGUCAUGGUAUCUCUUCAUAGCAAUAGAACAGUAACUAAGACAGAAGUCGGUACCAGGAACUUCUAUGACAGGAAUGGUCAUGCUGUUUGUUGGAGGAGAAUUUGAUGUAAGACACUACCAGAAACUCACAGAACCUAACUAAGAAGAAACUAAGGGAUUUUUGUUGUUGUUUGUGUUUUUAGGUGUGAGAAAAUUUAAGCCUGGCCUCCAUAAACAGUCAUGCAUAUGGUUCACACAUAUGUGGCAGGAAAAAACACUCAUACACUAAAAUAAAUUUUAAAAGUGCAAUCAAAAUAGUAAUAAAUAGCAUGGUAUAAUAUAAGAAAAUGUUCAGAAAUUGAAUUGACCUUUUUUUUUUUUUUUUGGUUCUUUUUUUCGGAGCUGGGGACCGAACCCAGGGCCUUGCGCUUCCUAGAGUUUCAGCAUAUGCUGAAGACCAUACCAUCUGAGACAUUCAGCCUCAUGGACUAAGCAACUACCAGAUUCUCGAACCUUCUAUUCACAGCUAGCCAUUUUUGGAUUAUCUGGACCACAGCCUUCCAGUCGUUAUCCACCUCCUGGUCUAUCUUCUGACUGUUCUUUAUCCCAUACCUCCUCCCCCAUCUCCAAGAGGAUGUCCCACCUCCCACCCCUACCCCAGCAGACCUCCUCACUCCCUCCAGCUUCCAAGAUUUGGACCACUUUCAUUUACCUGAAGAGAAUAUCUUCUGAUCCUAGAAGAGCCUGUUAAGUCUGCAGACUUCAACAGAAUCAGAGAAUCUCGACAGAACAGAAUUACCAACAAGAGAGCCCAGGGAUAGCAUUAACAUGUUGGUUACUAAAGAUCUAACUCAGCCAUGGAGACAUGCCAAGGCCUAUGAGGUCCCAGUGUCAUUUGAGGAUGUGGCAGUAGAUUUCAGUAGAGGGGAAUGGCAGCAAUUGAACUCUUUUCAAAGAUGCCUGUACCAGGAUGUAAUGCUGGAGAACUACAGUCACCUCCUCUCAGUGGGGCUUAAAGUUCCCAAACCAGAAGUCAUCUUGAAGUUGGAGCAAGGAGAGGAACCCUGGACAUUGCAGGAGGUAGCCCCAUACCAGAACUUUUCAGGUGGGAAGUUUAGGAUUAAUAACUCAGAAAAAAGAAUUUCUGAAAAAGUUACAAUUUAUGGUGAAACAGUGGAUGAAGAUUCAAGAGAUGAUUCAUUGUAUUCCAUCUUAGAAGAAAUGUGGCAAGGUGCUGAUUGGAUGAAAAGAUACCAAGGAAAACAGUUCUCCCCUUUGAGCCAUGCUGCUUUUAGUAAGAAAAUAUUGAACACCGAGAGAGUUUAUGAAUGCACAGAUAUUGAAAAGCAUGUACACCUCAAACCAAAUGUUGUUCCUUCACAGAAAAGAAUCCAUAAAAAAGAUUCAUUUGGAAAGCAUUUUAAGCAUAAUUUAGACUUACAUAUUCCUAAUAAAAACAAAGCAACAAAGAUUUCUGACCAAAAAAUUAGCCACAGGCAAGAUUUUGCCCACAGUACUUCUUAUACUAACCUUGAAAAUCCACAUAUGGGCACAGAAUUCUGUGAAAGUCAGUAUGGAAAUGCCAUCAGAUUCAAGCAAGCACAUAGACAAAGUAUGAUAUUUCCUACUGGGGAAAGGCUAAAACCAUGUGAUGCAUUUGGAAUGAACCUCACCCAAAAAUCAUAUACCUUCACUUCUUCCAGAAUUCACAAUGUGGAAAAACAUCCUGAACUUAGCAAAUGCACAAAUGUUUUUACACAGAAGCCGCUACUCAGUAUAUGUCUGAGAUUUCAUAGAGAUGAAAAACUAUACAUAUGUACUAACUGUGGGAAGGCAUUCAUCCAGAACUCUGAAUUAAAGAUGCAUGAGAAAACCCACACUAGAGAAAAAUUGUACACUUGCAGUGAAUGUGGAAAAUCAUUUUACCAGCUGCCAUCUCUACAUAGGCAUCAAACUAUCCAUUCUGAAGAAAAAUUCUGUUCAUGCAGUGAAUUUGGGAAAGACUUCUCCUUGAGUUCAGCUCUCAAUAUCCACCAGAAAAUCCAUACCAGGGAGAGACAUCACAAAUGUAAUGAGUGUGGGAAAGCCUUUACCCAAAAGUCAACACUCCGAAUGCAUCAGAGAAUUCACACAGGAGAGAGAUCUUAUAUAUGUACUAAAUGUGGACAGGCUUUCAUACAGAAGGCACAUCUGAUUGCACAUCAAAGAAUUCAUACCGGAGAAAAACCUUAUCAAUGCAGUGACUGUGGAAAAUCCUUCCCCUCUAAGUCCCAACUUCAGAUGCAUAAGCGAAUUCACACAGGAGAAAAACCCUAUAUAUGCACAGAGUGUGGGAAAGCUUUCACCAACAGAUCAAAUCUCAAUACUCACCAAAAGUCUCAUACUGGAGAGAAAUCUUACAUAUGUGCUGAAUGUGGGAAGGCCUUCACUGACAGGUCAAAUUUCAAUAAACACCAGACCAUUCAUACUGGGGAAAAGCCCCAUGUUUGUGCCAGUUGUGGGAGGGCCUUCAUCCAGAAGUCACAGUUAAUUACACAUCAGAAAAUCCACAUUAUGGAGAAGCCAUAUAAAUGUCCUGACUGUGAGAAAUCCUUCUUCAAGAAACCACAUCUCAAAGUACACCAGCGAAUUCACACAGGAGAGAAACCAUAUAUAUGUGCAAAAUGUGGGAAGGCCUUCACUGACCGGUCUAAUUUCAAUAAACACCAGACAGUUCACACUGGGGAUAAACCCUAUAAAUGUAGUGAAUGUGGAAAGGGGUUUACUCAGAAAUCAGUUCUUAGUAUCCAUAGAAAUAUUCAUACCUGAGAGUAACCCUGCUUCAUCAAAACAAGAUAGCCUUAUUGUAGAAGUCAAAUCUAAGUGUACAUUAUAAGAUUCAUCUAAGACAGACUUUGUGUAAAUGCCCUGUACAAAACAUAUCACCUGAGAUGAGAAAAGUUGUUUUGAAAAGACCCUUUAAGAAUACAUUGAAAAAGGAGGAAUUUUUAUAUUUGCAUGGCCUCACAAAGCAGAAUUCAUAUUGGGAAAGAUGUUAGUUUAAUACAUUAAGAAAUGUCUUUCUAUAGGAAGUACUACAAAGUAAAUUGUUACAAAAUUCUUUUUUAGAAAGAUAUUAUGGGGGCUGGAGAGAUGGCUCAGUGGUUAAGAGCACUGCCUCCUUUUCCAGAGGUCCUGCAUUCAAUUCCCAGCAACUACAUGGUGGCUCACAACCAUCUGUAAUGGUAUCUGAUGCCCUCUUCUGGUGUGUCUGAAGACAGCUACAGUGUACUCCUAUAAAAUAAAUCUUUAAAAAAAGAAUAGAAAUUUUGCAAGUUUCAGUAAUGUAAGUAAUCAAACAUAACAUCAAAAAGAAUGAUAAAGCAACAGAAUGUAUUUGAUGUGUAAAAUUCUCAGUUCUGUAGAGUUUUUGUGGUGAAAUAUGCUGUGUAACAGGAAUAAUCAAAGUUCCUUUUCAAAAUUAGAAUGAUUGUGUCUUAUCAAUUUUUUGCCACUGAACAUUUCUUUUAAGCAUACCCAUAAAUCAAAAGUCAUUUUGCUUUUGUGUACAUAAACAUCUGCAGGUAGGAUUUUGUAUGGUAACAUAAAAUGAUCCUGUUAUACAGUUUGCUGAACAUGAAAUAAUAUUCUUCUUUCAUUUGGUAGCCACAGAUGUGUGUGUAUAAGAUUUUCUCCUAGGUUUCCCUUUUUAUUGAACAGAAGAGCAAAUGUCUUUGAUUUUAAUGUGUUCAAUUUAUUUUAUUUGUAAGUGUUCUGAAUUUUUAUAGGCUACAGUGUGAUGUUUUAGUAUAUUCGCAUAUUUGAUCAGCUCAAAUUACUUAACAUUAUCUUUCAUCUCAAAUACUUAUCAGUUUUACAUAAUGAAAUUAUUCAAAAUAAUUUCCUGUGGCUAUUUUGAACUGCAUGAUGUCAUAUUGCUUACCACAAUUCCACUUUGUGUAAUUGAACACCAAAACUUGCUCCUUUAUUGAUGUUGUUCCCAUUAAUCAAUCUCUCCUUAUUAUCUUUUCUUCCCUGUGUUUCCCAGCUAGGUACUUUUUAUGAAUGCCCUUUUGUAGUGUGAUAUUUUUGUUAAGAAGUAGCUUCUUUCUGCUCCUUGACUUUUAAAUCUGACUAUGACUGGCUUUGGCCAUAGGAUCUUAUGAAAGAGAUUUUAACAGGGGCUUGAGAAACGUGAAAGCCUGCCUCAAGGUUUACUGCUCUUUGAAAUCCCAAAAGUCUCACAUCAUCCUACUAGGAGAUUAAGAAAACCACACAGAGUAGAGCAAGCAAGCUCACCUGAUAUCUGAUCGGCCAAAUAGCUUGCCAACUGUUAGACAUGAGGCCUUAUUAGAUUUCUAGUCCUAUCCAAGACAGUCCUACUCAGAACAGACAUAUCCGUUAUUCCAACCAAACUGGCAUUUUGAGAUAAAUAACCACCAUUUUAAACAGUUGCAUAUUUGAUUGCUUUGUUACAUUGCAAAUGCUACAUAAUACAUAAAAGGAUAUUAUAUCCCACCAUAAUCUGACAUUGGCUUUGGUCCUGGGCAUCAGGUGGAGAUCAGAAUGAGGAAAACUUAGUAAAAUGUAGCUCACAUUAUUUAGUGUGGUAAAACACCGAAAAUAUUCUCUAGGAAGAUACAGAACAUGCCAAUUGAACUUUUGGACCUGACUUAGGAGAUUUCUGAGAGAAUAAUACAAGUAUUACUUUGCUACUUUUAGCUACAUAUAAUAAAGUACAGAAAAGAGAUGAAUGAAAGAAAUAGCUGUUCCAACUGGCAAGCAGAAUCAAAAGAAAUAUGAAAAAGACUUGAAUAUUUGAGAAAUAACUGUUUCUCAUAGGUAAUCACCCAGUCAUCAAAAUAUCUUCAAGGUCUAAACAGUCCUGGGGUAAAGGUCAGUGAUGGAUGUGUCUGUACAACGUGUAGAACAUUUCAUUGGUGCUAAAUUAGUGAGCACUUCUAUGUAAUAUUCCAUGGUACUUUGAGGAACUGUUCUAAAGAGAGAGGGGCUUUAUAUGAUUCACAGAUGUGGCAUUUGUGUCAUGGCUAGCUCAAACAAGAUCCAUAGAAAACUAAAGGAAUUUUUACUUUUGAAAUUUCCUCAAGAUUGCUUUUUAAAGUGACUGAAAUAAUUAAAACUUAAAUGUGGUCUGGACUGCCUUACCUAAAUUAGCAUCUACAGAAGGAUAUGAGCUGAAAAAUCUACUAAUCUAGUUAUAAAUAUGGAUUCUUUCUUGUGGGAAAUGAAGAAAGUCUUAUAAGACCCUAGUAUAAUAUUUAACAUUCCAAAAUCCAUGUUUGCUCACAACUGCCUGUAACUCCAGUUCCAAGGGGAUGGCCUCUGGCACUCAUGGUACCUGCACUUGUGUUCAUAUAUAACUAUCCAGACACCCAUACACAUAAUUAAAAUAUUAAAUAAUUAAUAAAUAUACAGUUGUCUAACUACAGAUUAUAUUUUCAAAACUGUUUUGUGGAGCCUGGAAGAUGACAGAACUGUGAAUUUCACACAAUAAUGGUAAUGAACUGUAGCUGAGUUUUUGGUGCUUGGACAGAAAGUGUAUUUUUGUGUGGGAAAUAUAAGACUUUAAAUGAGUAAAAAUCUCUACAUUACAAAAACAAUGAAUGUCAGCUUAGGAUAAGAGAAAAAAGCCUGGACUGGAGAGAUGGCUCAGCAGUUUAGAGCGCUGACUAUUCUUCCAGAGGUCCUGAGUUCAAUUCCUAGCAAUCAGAUAGUGGCUCACAACCAUCUCUAAUAGUCAUCGAUGCCCUCUUCUGGUGUGUCUGAAGACAGCAACAGUGUACUCACAUACUUGAAAUAAAUAAAUCUUUAAAUAAAAAGAGAGAAAAGUCUUGCAGUUAACUGGACAUAGACAAAAUAUCAAUACAUAAAAGACAAUAAACCUUACUUUCCCUAGUCUUUCAGCAGUGAUAAAAUGCUAUAAAGCAUAAUUACAUCCCUUCCCUUUCUGUGACUACUGUUUUCUCAGUGAUGUCACCAAAUGUCUUCUACCUAUUUUUAGGAAUUUCCCAUUACUGAGCUUACUUAACAUUCUACAUCUAGGGUUGCAUCUGUGUCAUUGCCCUACAACCCUUGAGACUUAGCUCCUGCCUUACAUUCCACUUGUGAAUUUGAACUCUGCAUCCUUGCUGACAGCCAGAGUUCUGCUUCUUUGCAUGGGAUGUGCCACCCAGGCUUAACACACAGCCGAUACUGCUUCCAUUCUCCUCUAGCAUGAUCACUGCCACACUAGCCUGCAGCUCUCUACAACCUCAACUAAUUGACAAUUCAGGGACUUCUCUACAUGCCCCAUAUGAAGAGUGAGGCCUGAAACAAUUUUGUCUACAGUGGGUGGGGCAUGGGGGCAAUGCAUUUUGCCUAAUAGAGAUAUGUGUACAUUGUACAUAGUGAGUGGGGCAUGUAGUGUGAAGUGGGAGUUUUUUCAUGAGGGGUUGUUUAUGGUGGGUGAGCAUUUAUGUAGUGGGUAAAGUGUGCAAGGGCAAUGAACAGAGCAUGUAGAUGCUUUACAUUGUGGGCAGGACUUGAGGGCAUUUUAUAGAGUAUAAACAGAAGCUGUAAGUUGUAGGCUUGGCAUGCAAGGUUGUUCUGCCAGUUUUGGCGAGUCCCAAGUGAAAAUGCAGGCCAGUGUCUGUGUGUUAAAACUGGGUGGACUUGAUGUGGCUAAUCUUGGUUGUUAAUAUGACUUUGUCCGAAAUUAAUUGAAAUGACUAGUCAUACCAGUUAGGGAUUUUUUUUUUUUUUUUUUUUUUUUUUUUUUUUUUUUUUUUUUUUUUUUGGAGCUGGGGACCGAACCCAGGGCCUUGCGCUUCCUAGGCAAGCGCUCUACCACUGAGCUAAAUCCCCAACCCCAGUUAGGGAUUUUUCUAAAAGUCAUUUGAAGUGAGGAGACCCAUUUUUAAUCUAUUUUUUAAUUGCUUUACAUCUCAAUAUCAGUUCCCCCUGUUACUCCCUCACACAGAUCCCCCAAACCCCUUCUCCUCUGAGAAGGGGGAGCCCCCAUGGGUAUCACACCUCCUAACUUAACAAGUCACUGUAGAAAUAGGCACAUCUUCUCCCACUGAGGCCCACUUAGGGGAACUGGAUCCAUAGGCAGGCAACACAUUGUGGGACAGCCCACUCCAUUUGUUAGGGGACCUGCAUGAAGCCCAAGGUUGACUUCUACUACACAUGUGCAGGGGAACCUAGGUCCAGUCCAUGCUUGCUCUUUGAGUGAUAGUUCAGUCUGGGAGCCCCCAAAGUCCAGGUUAGUUGACUCAGUUGGUGAAAGACCCAUUUCUAAUCCAGAGCUUUGAGGUGAGAAGAUCCAUCUUUAAUAUGGACCACAUCUUCUGCUGGCAGCCUACAUAAAGGAAAUGGAAGAAGGAAGCUCUCUCUUGCCAACUUGCUUUUGCUCCCCUUAGGAAGAACAUUCCUUCACUGGCAUUAGAGCCUGCUUCUUUGGAAUUUUGAUGUAUACUGGAAACCAGCUGAGAUGAUAUCCAGCUUCAUGGACUGAACAACUACUGGAUUGGACCUUCCAUUUAUAGGCAUCCACUGUUUGAUUAGCUGGACCACAGCCUAUAUAUUCUAAUACACACCCUUUCUCUCUCUAUCGAAAGAUUAGUUCUGUACGUUCUGUCACUUUAGAGAACUCUGACUGAUUUUGGUUCCAGAAAUGGUUCUAGGACAACAUAAGUACCUUUCCAAUUUGUCAACACCUACAUUUACUGAAUCCUCUCCAGUUACCAAAACCUCUUCAGGGAGCUCAGACAAUACUGAAAACCCAUGGGGUGAAGUAUUUAACAAACUUAAGGAGACAAGUGCAUUUGUUUAUCUUGAUUCACCAGUUGUGAUAGGCAGUGGAUUAUGUGACUCUGUAUAUAAUAUUUUUGACAAUUUUUGGAAAAAUGGGGAAAUUGUGAUGCUGGUCUGUUGACAAAGGAAAAGAAUGAGCUCCAUGAUAAAAUUAACCAACAUCUAGCAUCUCAGGAUAUGGUGAAGGAUAACAAUGAACUCUGAUAAAAUUGACUAGUUCUAAAUGUGCAUAAACAGCCUAAAGAUUUCUAAGUAUUUUCUAAGAAAACCUCUCUAGCAUCCGCAAGAAUCAAGUGAAAAAUCAAACUGAAGGCCCUAUUAAUAAGGUUGGUUGAAUUACAGUGAGGAUUCAAGAAUCAGCCUCAGAAAAAAACCAGCUGUUAAAGUCAGGGCAUUGAUUGAUAUAGAAUGGGAUCCUGUAACUUGAGAUGUAGGUUAUGGGAGGACCCUAUGAACUUGAGAGCUUUCAACCCUCAGAUUCUCAAGGAAUUAGUCUCUCAACCCUUAGCAGAAAACAUACUCACAUACUCAUAUCCCAACUCCUAAAAUAUUGCCUUUUCCCUUUUGACUGAAGAAAUUAAUCCUUCAUGUCUGUUAAACCAGCAGUCACUUUCACUGAAGUAGAUACCAGGCAAGACAAUACUGAUAUCACUCAGGGCCCAACAAUAGUUGCUUCUAGAUCCAUUAUCAGACUCAAGGAAAAAGUAGGCUUCUACAGGGGAGGUAGAAAGUGUAGUCCAUGAAGAGGUAUGCUACACUACUAAAGCUUAUUGAGCAAUUAAGCAAUUUGCAUAAUUAGCAAACUGAAAUCUGGAGAAUCAAGCAGAAAUCUGGAGAAUAUGUAUGGGAAUGGAUUUUAAGGGUGUGGGAUGAUGGUAGAAGGAACAUAUACUGGAUCAGGCUGAGUUUAUUGAUAUAGGCCCUUUGAGAGUGGAUUCUAGAUUCAAUAUGAAAGCUUACACAGUUAAAGGUAUAAAGGUAUGUUUGGUUGGCUGAAGCAUUAUCAUAUCAAAAGAUGGUCUACUGAAAAGGAGUUGGAGAUGCUUACUAUUCCUUGGAUUAGGGUUGAUGAAGAAAUUUUAAGGUUCAGGGAAAUUGCAUUACUAGAGUUUGUAUACUGUGAUACCUAAUCCUCCAUAACAGGAAGGUCCUUUGCUAAUCCUAUAAGACAAAAAAUGGUGAGAGAGGUGCCAGGAUAUUUUAAGAGCUUUGUUAAAGAAUUAUCUUUAUGUUAGAAGAACAUAUCCUGCAUACUAGAAAAAACUACUCUUGACUAUUAAUAGUUUAUUAGGGGCUUAACAGAAGUGACCUACUAUAGUAGUGUUGUGCCAAACUGGGUUAUAGGCUUUUUGUGGAAAGGAAAGGAGUUGAGGGUUUCAUUAAAAAGUACUUUGUGCUUUAUACUCAUUCAUUCAAAGAGAGUCUCAAUUGCUCUUUAUUUACAAAGAGUUAAUGCAGUAUCACAAUAUUUCUCAAUGCAUGUGUUGUAACAGAAGAAAGAUUUUAUAUUUUAAAAUGAAAAAGUUCCUCUUUCUCCACAUUUUCGCUAGCAUGUGUUGUCACCUGAGGUUUUGAUCUUAGCCAGGCUGACUGGUGUAAGGUGGAGUCUCAGGGUCGUUUUGGUUUGCAUUUCUCUAACCUCUAAGGACUUUAACAUUUCUUUAGGUGCUUCUCUGCCAUUCGAGAGUCCUCUAUUGUGAAUUCUCGGUUUAAUUCUAUACCCCAUUUUUUGAUUGGAUUGUUUGGCUUUUUGGUGGUAAGCUUCCCAUUGCUAGUGGGAUUCAAACUGCUACAACCAUUCUGGAAAUCAAUUUGGAGGUUCCUUAGAAAAUUGGAAAUAGACCUACCUAAAGAUCCAGAAAUACCACUCUUGGGAAUAUACCCCAAAGAUGCCCCACCAUGCCAUAGGAGCACAUGUUCCACUAUGUUCAUAGGGGCCUUAUUUGUGGUAGUCAGAAGCUAGAAACAACCCAGAUGUCCCACAACAGAAGAAUGGAUACAGAAAAUGUGGUUCAUUUACACAAUGGAAUACUACUCAGUAAUUAAGAACGAGGACAUCCUGAAUUUUGCAGGCAAAUGGAUGGAACUAGAAAAUGUCAUCCCGAGUGAGGUAACUCAGACCCAAAAGGACAUGCAUGAUAUAUUCUCACUAAUAAGUGGAUAUUACAGAAUACCCAAGAUAAAGUCCACAGAACUCAUAAAGGUCAAUAAGCUGAAGGCCCCAAGUGAGAACCACCUCAGUUCCACUUGGGAGGGAGAAGAAAGCAACCAAAAGGUGGGAUGGAGAGGGGGGGACAGCGGAGAGAAAGGGGAUGCAGUAGGGGGAGAGGGGAACAUGAUCUGGUAUUGGGUAGGGGAGAAGGACUGAAGCCCUGAGGGCCAGCAGAAAGAAUGGAAACAAGAAAUCUUGGGAGGAAGGAGGUUAGAAAGACCCUCUAGAAUGUACCAGAGACCUGAGAAGUGAGAGACCCUCAGGACUUAAAGGGAGGUACCCUAGAUGAAAGCCCUACAGUGGGUAGAUGGAAUGUAUUGAGUCCACCUCCAGCAGAAAGACAAGGCAUCAAGUGAGGCAUGGGGUUGCUAUCUCACAGCCAAGGCUCUGAUCCAUAAUUCUUCCUGUCUGAAAGAAAUGCAGGGAUGGAAAUGGAGAAGAGCCUGAGGACAAGAAGGUCCAGCGACAGGCCCAAAGUGGGUUCCAGCUCAAGGGGAGGCCCCAAGACCUGACACCAUUACUGAAGCUAUGGGACAUUCACCAAAAGGGGCCUACUAUGACUGCUCUCCAAAAGACCCAACAAGAUGCAGAUAUGUGCACCAAACCAAUGAACAGAAGCUGCUGACCUCUCUGGUUGAAUUAGGGAAAAGCUGGAGGUAGCUAAGGACGAUGGCCACCCUGUAGGAGGACCAGCAGUCUCACUUAGCCUGGACCCCUGAGAUCUCUUAGACACUGGAUCACCAACCAGGCAGCAUACACCAGCUGAGAUGAGGCCUCCAACACAUAUAUAACAGAGGACUCCUGGGUCUGGGUUCAGUCAGAGAAGAUGUACUUGACCCUCAAGAGUUUGGAGGCCCCAGGAAGUUUGAGGUCUGGUGGAGUGGGUGGGGUGGGGAUAUCCUUGUGGAGACGGGGUGGGAGGGGGAUUGGGGGAGGGUGGGUAAGAGGUAUGGGAUGUGGAACCCUCAGGGGGUGGACUGGGAGGGGAAUAAAAUCUGGAGUGUAAAAAUGAAUGAAUAAAAGGAAACUUACUGCAGUACGUUUGAUGGCUAUUUAAAAGAUUACAGGAUCUUUCUGUUAGCAUUCUGUCUAAGCUCCACCCCCACAGUUACCUGGCAACAGCCAGGCAUGCCUGGCCCUAUAAAAGGGGCUGCUUGCUCCCUCCUCACUCUCUUGCUCUUUCUCUCUCUCUCUCUCUUUUUUUUUUACCCUCUUUCCCCUUUGUCCCUUCUCUCCCCAUUCCCCAACCCCCUUCUUUCCACGUACUCAUGGCUGGCCUGUACUCUUCUCUCUUGUCCCUCUCCCUUGUCUCAUCCUUUCAUUAAACCUUUCCACAUUGAACUGUG